GCUGCUGGGAAACAACGAACUCGACAAACCGCCAUCUUUCUUUAUGGAGAGUUAGUAGGGCAAAUAACAACUACUUUUGCAUGAUUAUUUCCCCAAAAUAGACUCAUUGAAGUAAAUCCACUUGGUCAGUUAUUGCAAAUAAUAAGUUAAAGAGGAGCGGGUGGACCGGAAUUCCAGAUAUUGGGCAUAUAUCGGACACAAGACACAGUAGUUUGUUGUAGGCGCUCGACUAGUGGAGGUGGUCGACAUGGGCCGAUCUCGGAGUCGCAGCUCUUCCCGGUCAAAACACUCCAAAAGCAGCAAGCACAGCAAGAAGCGGAGCCGGUCGCGUUCCAAAGACCGGGAGAGGUCCAAGAAGCGGUCCAAGUCCCGAGAAUCGAAAAGGAACCGUCGCAGAGAAUCUCGUUCUCGUUCCCGGUCUACUACAGCUUCGUCCCGCAGAGAAAGAGCAGCCUCGCCGCCGGAGCGCAUCGACAUCUUCGGCAGGACGCUGAGCAAGAGAAAUGCUCUAGACGAGAAGGCGAGGAAGGAGGAAGAGGAAAGAAGGGCCGAAAUGGAAAGACAAAGGAAGAUCCGGCAGCAGGAGAUUGAGGAGAAGCUGAUCGAGGAGGAGACGGCGCGGCGGGUGGAGGAGCUGGUGGCCAAGCGGGUGGAGGAGGAGCUGGAGAAGCGCAAGGACGAGAUCGAGCGGGAGGUGCUGCGGCGCGUCGAGGAGGCCAAGCGCAUCAUGGAGCGGCAGCUGCUGGAGGAGCUGGAGAAACAACGGCAGGCGGAGUUGGCCGCACAGAAGGCCAGAGAGGAGGAAGAAAAAUCUAAGCGGGAGGAGCUGGAAAAAAUCCUGGAGGAGAAUAACCGCAAGAUCGCCGACGCUCAGGCCAGACUGGCCGAGGAGCAGUUGCGUAUUGUAGAGGAGCAGAGAAAGAUUCACGAGGAGCGCAUGAAGCUGGAGCAGGACCGUCAAAAGCAGCAAAAGGAGGAGCAGAAAAUCAUCCUCGGCAAGGGCAAGUCCCGGCCCAAGCUGUCCUUCUCCCUGAAGGCCACCGAAUGAGACUGCUCCCCCCCCCCCCCCCCCCCCCCCCCCCGCCGCGCCCCGCCCCUUCCCUCACGUGUCCCGCCCAGCCUUCGUCUCCAUCCGGCUCUCCCUCCUCAUCAUUCGGCCCCACUCCUCCUCCUCCUCCUCCUCCUCCGUGGAACGCUCGCUUCGUUUUGGAAGUGCUGAAGGAAGGCCGAGGAAAAGGGGGGGGUGACCCGCUGUGAGUCCCCGGUCCCUGUGAAAGGCCCACGUUGUCCCUCCCGGCCUGGAGGGGAAAGGCAGCUCUCCGCCCUUGCCCUUCCUCCUCCGCACCGCACAGAUGACUCUUAUUUGUGCUUUUUUCUUUCACCCCGGUUUCAUUUAAAUUUUUUUUUUAUUUUUGUUUGGGGAACUUGAACUUUUUGAUGUAGAAUGCUAUAACAUGUCCCCUUUGCCCCCCCCCUCCUGUAAGUCUUAACUCUGGUGUAACGGCGAGCGACUGUGUGCCCGUGCUCCUACAUGUCUUCACAGCCAGCAAACUGCAAUAGAACGCCAGUCCCUGACAUAGAAGAGUAUGCGUGACUUUUGUCUAGUUCCAGUCUACUGUAAAAGCUCAUGGGCAGCUUGGGAGUUGGCCUGUGGUUUUCCAGCUUUC
Etheostoma cragini (Arkansas darter) is the source of this 1667-nucleotide messenger RNA. It is a transcript of the gene arglu1a, whose product is annotated as arginine and glutamate rich 1a. The transcript is spliced from 4 exons. NCBI's taxonomy places the organism in Eukaryota, Metazoa, Chordata, Actinopteri, Perciformes, Percidae. The record is from RefSeq and is a predicted model, not a curated record. The coding region runs from base 248 to 1048 and encodes 266 amino acids. Gene Ontology annotation, molecular function: cadherin binding. Gene Ontology annotation, cellular component: nucleoplasm; mitochondrion.